This is a messenger RNA of Phytophthora nicotianae INRA-310, 982 nucleotides long. RefSeq lists its product as hypothetical. Bases 58 to 864 code for a protein of 268 amino acids. The transcript has a single exon. NCBI's taxonomy places the organism in Eukaryota, Oomycota, Peronosporomycetes, Peronosporales, Peronosporaceae. The record is from RefSeq and is a predicted model, not a curated record.
GGUGUUACCGUUCGUAGAUUCCUGCUACGUACGUAUAGCGGCAUUAUCCCGACACACAUGGUCAAACUCUUCGAGCUCAUCAAGAAUGUUGUGUCCUGUCUCGAGAAGAACAUGGUACUGUUUGAGAAGAAAACCCGGCAACAAGUCGAAGAAAAGCGCGGUACUUUCUCGCUUGAUCCACUAGCAGCCAUUCACGACUACGAAGCAACGGGCUCACUCUUAAAUUUGCAGUGCAGAACUCAAGAGCUCCACCAAGGCCAUUCCAAGUCCAGAAAAGCGUUUUACUGUUCCUCAACUGGCCACUGCAACAUGAACGUCGUUUUCCGAUUCGUAGCUGUUCUGUUCCUACUGUCGACAAAUGUCGACGCUUUUACCUUCGAGCAGCGUGUGCCGCGUUCAAGUUUGCUCGAACGUCACCUCCAACGCGAGGACAACGAGUCCGAGGUGACCGACUUUCUCACUGAAGUGGCUGCAGUGAUGAUGAAGGACAACCCUGACACAAAAGACUUCUCCAAAUUCGCGAUGUUCAUCGAAGCUCUGGCUGCUCGUGCGUCCUCCAGCGGUGGACCGCCUUUCUCCUCGAAUGAAUCAAGCGCGAAUGAUCGUACCCGUGAAGAAGAAUCCUCGUUCCCAGACGUCGGAAGCGACCUCACGCCAUCUCCUAAGCUGAGCUCCAUGAGCGACGAGACCGAUGUGAUCGACCAAAAUGAUGACUCAGCGAGUGGUGAUCUGAAAGGCGCGAUCGACGGAGAUGCCACCAUGACCGACGGAAAGAACUUGGCGGUGACGGAACUACCCAGUGGCAUUGUCGUAUCGAUCAUCGCAAUGACCACCUUGGCGCUCUUCUUGGAGAUGAUGAACUGAUCCAGUCAAGAAUCCAUGUUAACGUACUUAGCAGCUCGUCCCUGUACGAAAGACGACCAGUAGUUGACGUUGAGUCAGCACUUCCAGCCAAUAUCCGUAACGUAAAGAUCAAUCCAGA